AUCCCUAUAAAUAUAAUCCAAUUCUCCCCUUUCCUUCUCAUCCAUAGUUCAACAUCUAAACAUACAAAACAUUAGUGUUUAUUUCUUAACAAUGGCUUUCAACAAACUUAGUGCACUCACUAUAUUGCUUUCUCUUCUUUCUUGUUCCAUAUUUUCACAUGCUUGUGAAUCAUGCAAUCCAAAACCUAAGCCUAGUCCUCCACCACCUUCCAAAAAUUCCUCGCCUUGUCCUCCACCACCUUCAACAACACCUAAGGCCACUCCUCCUCAUACUCCAUCAACAACACAUCCUCCUCCUACCCCAUCAACAACACCUAAGGCCAGUCCUCCUCCUCCUACCCCAUCAACAACACCUACCACUAGUACUCCACCUCCAUCAACAACAACCCCUACGGCUAGUCCUCCUACUCCUUCAACAUCACAAAAAUGUCCUAAGGACACAUUAAAGCUAGGUGUUUGUGCUAAUCUUCUUGGACUUGUUAAUGUUGUUGUCGGAAGUCCUGCUUCAAGCAAGUGUUGUGCAUUGAUUCAAGGUUUGGCUGAUUUGGAUGCAGCAAUUUGUCUUUGUACUGCUAUUAAGGCUAACGUUCUUGGUAUCAACUUGAAUGUUCCUGUCACACUCAGUCUCUUACUCAGUGCUUGUCAAAAAUCCAUUCCCUCUGGUUUCCAAUGUUCAUAGAAUUUCACGUUAUAAGUUAAAGCCAAACAAAUACUUAUGCUGCUUCUAUUUUCACUGUUGUUUCUAUUUUUGUUAUUGUUUAUGAUAAUAAUUGGAACCACUAUGAAUUUAACAAAAUCACGGUAACACUGUGAUUCUGCUAAAUUAUCAUCAAUCCAAAUGUAUUGUAUGUCAUUUCAAUAAUGGGGUAAGCAUGUUUCCUUAUUUACCAACUUUGUUCUUUUUAAUUUUAAUAUAUAUGGAGAAUUUUGAUUAAUUUGU
Molecule: messenger RNA, 940 nt
Organism: Lathyrus oleraceus (garden pea)
Lineage: Eukaryota; Viridiplantae; Streptophyta; Magnoliopsida; Fabales; Fabaceae
Product: putative lipid-binding protein AIR1
Exons: 2
Coding region: 92-679 (195 amino acids)
Source: RefSeq, a predicted model, not a curated record